Molecule: messenger RNA, 1804 nt
Organism: Acanthisitta chloris (rifleman)
Lineage: Eukaryota; Metazoa; Chordata; Aves; Passeriformes; Acanthisittidae
Gene: EGFR
Product: epidermal growth factor receptor
Exons: 14
Biological process (GO): positive regulation of kinase activity; multicellular organism development; positive regulation of epithelial cell proliferation
Cellular component (GO): signaling receptor complex; basal plasma membrane
Molecular function (GO): epidermal growth factor receptor activity; epidermal growth factor binding
Source: RefSeq, a predicted model, not a curated record
UUUGUCAAGGGACAAAUAACAAGCUGACCCAACUGGGACAUGUGGAAGACCAUUUCACUAGCCUGCAGAGGAUGUACAACAAUUGUGAGGUGGUACUCAGCAACCUGGAGAUUACAUAUGUGGAACAUAAUCGUGACCUCUCUUUCCUGAAGACUAUACAGGAGGUUGCAGGCUAUGUGCUCAUCGCACUUAACAUGGUGGAUGUCAUUCCCCUAGAAAACCUCCAGAUCAUCCGAGGCAAUGUGCUGUAUGACAACUCUUAUGCCCUGGCAGUUUUAUCCAAUUACCACAUGAAUAAAACCCAGGGUCUCCGACAGCUGCCAAUGAAACGGCUCUCAGAAAUUCUCAAUGGAGGCGUUAAAAUCAGCAACAACCCUAAACUGUGCAACAUGGACACUGUUCUCUGGAAUGACAUCAUCGACAAGAACAAGAAGCCUCUCACAGUACUUGAAUUUGCAAGCAACCUGUCUUCUUGUCCCAAGUGCCAUCCAAACUGCACAGAAAACCACUGCUGGGGCCCUGGUGAAUCGAACUGCCAGACAUUAACAAAAGUCAUUUGUGCCCAGCAGUGCUCUGGCCGGUGCAGGGGAAAGGUGCCCAGCGACUGCUGCCACAACCAGUGUGCUGCGGGGUGCACGGGGCCUCGGGAGAGUGACUGCCUGGCAUGCCGCAAGUUUCGGGAUGGUACUACAUGCAAGGAUACGUGUCCCCCUUUAGUACUGUAUAACCCCACCACUUACCAGAUGGAUGUCAACUCUGAGGGAAAAUACAGCUUUGGAGCCACUUGUGUGAAGGAAUGUCCACACAACUACGUGGUGACAGACCAUGGCUCCUGUGUUCGCUCAUGCAAUGCCAAUACUUAUGAAGUGGAAGAGAAUGGAGUUCGGAAAUGUAAAAAGUGUGAUGGGCUGUGCAGCAAAGUGUGCAACGGCAUUGGAAUAGGUGAACUUAAAGGGAUUCUCUCCAUAAAUGCCACAAACAUCGACUCUUUCAAAAACUGUACCAAGAUCAACGGGGAUGUCAGUAUUCUCCCAGUUGCAUUUCUAGGUGAUGCCUUCACAAAGACCCUACCCUUGGACCCCAAGAAAUUGGAUGUCUUCAAAACAGUAAAAGAAAUAUCAGGAUUUUUGUUGAUUCAAGCCUGGCCCGAGAAUGCUACUGAUCUCUAUGCUUUCGAAAAUCUGGAGAUUAUACGAGGCAGAACAAAGCAACAUGGCCAGUAUUCCCUUGCUGUCGUUAACUUGAAAAUACAGUCUUUAGGGCUGCGCUCCCUCAAGGAAAUAAGUGAUGGAGAUGUUGCCAUUAUGAAGAACAAGAACCUCUGCUAUGCUGACACCAUGGACUGGAGCAACCUGUUUGCAACUCAGAGCCAGAAAACAAAGAUUUUACAGAAUAGAGAUCAAAAUGAGUGUGCUGCUGCCAAGCAUGUUUGUGACCCCCUGUGCUCAGACGUGGGCUGCUGGGGCCCAGGACCCUUCCACUGCUUCUCCUGCAGGUUUUUUGAUCGCCAGAAGGAGUGUGUGAAACAGUGCAACAUCCUUCAAGGAGAGCCAAGAGAGUUUGAAAAGGAUUCUAAGUGCCUCCCCUGCCACCCUGAGUGCCUGGUGCAAAACUCCACCGCAUACAAUGCAACCUGUACUGGACCUGGCCCUGACAAUUGCAUGAAGUGUGCCCAUUUUAUAGAUGGCCCCCACUGCGUGAAAUCAUGCCCAGCAGGGGUUCUGGGUGAGAAUGACACUCUCGUCUGGAAAUAUGCUGAUGGGAAUGGUGUUUGCCAGCGCUGCCAUCCAAACUGCACCCGGGG